This is a messenger RNA of Meriones unguiculatus (Mongolian gerbil), 3214 nucleotides long. RefSeq names its product bestrophin 2 (gene Best2). Bases 1 to 1527 code for a protein of 508 amino acids. Gene Ontology annotation, molecular function: chloride channel activity. The transcript has 9 exons. NCBI's taxonomy places the organism in Eukaryota, Metazoa, Chordata, Mammalia, Rodentia, Muridae. The record is from RefSeq and is a predicted model, not a curated record.
AUGACUGUCACCUAUACGGCCCGAGUGGCGAAUGCCCGCUUUGGCGGCUUCUCGCAGCUGCUGCUGCUGUGGCGCGGAAGCAUCUACAAGCUCCUGUGGCGAGAGCUGCUCUGUUUCCUGGGGCUCUACAUGGCGCUAAGCGCCACCUAUCGCUUCUUACUGGCAGAGGAGCAGAAGCGCUACUUCGAGAAGCUUGUCAUAUACUGCGACCAGUACGCCAGCCUCAUCCCCGUCUCUUUCGUACUUGGCUUCUACGUGACUCUGGUGGUGCAUCGCUGGUGGAACCAGUAUCUAUGCAUGCCUCUGCCCGACGCGCUCAUGUGCGUGGUGGCCGGCACGGUGCACGGGCGCGACGACCGCGGCCGCCUCUACCGGCGCACUCUGCUGCGCUACGCAGGGCUCUCCGCGGUGCUGAUCCUCCGUUCUGUCAGCACGGCAGUCUUCAAGCGGUUCCCCACCAUAGACCAUGUGGUCGAGGCCGGAUUUAUGACCCGAGAGGAACGCAAGAAGUUCGAGAACUUGAACUCAUCCUACAACAAGUACUGGGUGCCCUGUGUGUGGUUCUCCAGCCUGGCUGCGCAGGCGCGGCGGGAGGGGCGCAUCCGCGACAACAGUGCCCUUAAGCUGCUACUAGAGGAGCUGAAUGUUUUUCGGAGCAAAUGUGGGAUGCUGUUUCACUACGACUGGAUUAGCAUACCCCUCGUCUACACCCAGGUAGUGACUAUCGCCGUGUACAGCUACUUCCUGGCUUGCCUCAUCGGCCGUCAGUUCCUCGACCCUGCACAGGGCUACAAAGACCACACCCUGGACCUGUGCAUUCCCAUCUUCACCUUGCUGCAAUUCUUCUUCUACGCUGGCUGGCUCAAGGUCGCAGAGCAGCUCAUUAACCCUUUCGGAGAGGACGACGACGACUUUGAGACCAACUUUCUUAUUGACCGCAACUUCCAGGUGUCGAUGCUAGCCGUAGACGAGAUGUAUGAUGACUUGGCCAUGCUGGAGAAGGAUCUCUACUGGGAUGCCGCUGAGGCUCGCGCGCCCUACACCGCGGCCACCGCCUUUCUGCUUCAGCAGCCCUCCUUCCAGGGCUCCACCUUCGAUAUAGCGCUGGCUAAAGAGGACAUGCAGUUCCAGCGGCUGGAUGGCGUGGACGGCCCGCUGGGAGAGGCGCACGGAGACUUUCUGCAGCGCCUCCUGCCAGCGGGGACGGGCUCUGCGGGUCCACUCGGGCGGCGCCUGUCGCUCCUAAGGCGUAAGAACAGCUGCGUGUCAGAGGCGUCCACCGCAGCCAGCUGCGGGUGUACCGGCACGGGGGAUGGCGGAGGCGUUGAGUGCGGCUGUGGUGACCCGUUGCUCGACCCCAGCCUGCGGGAGCCGGAGCUGGAGCCUCCGGUUUGUCCUGAGCCGCCUGCGCCCCUCCCGGGCCUGACUGCUGAACCUUUUACCACUGUGUCCAUGCCUGGGCCCCGGGCUCCUGCACCACCCUGGCUGCCCAGCCCUAUUGGAGAGGAAGAAGAGAGUCCGGCCUGAGGCCCAGGGACCAGGACCCCUACGGACAUCCAAUCUUGCACUGGGUAUGCUGGCGACCACCAAGGUCUGCAGCUAAGCCUGCGGAAGUUGAGCUGCCCAUUUUGACCAGCUGUGUCUCCCACUGGGCUGGAGGUGUUAGGGGUCCUUCUCCCAGCUGCUAUUGCUUUUUUUUUGUUGUUGUUCUUUUCUCUCCUACUCCCAGCUUCUUCAAGUGGAUUGGCUUCCCAAGCACCGUCAGCUGACUGGCUGCUUCUUCUGGCCAGUAGCCUGUGUUCUUCCCUUCCAUGGAACUGGAGUGCCUACCUCAUGAACUUGUGAGGACGAAAACAAAAUAAAUGAAACGAUGUCUUUAAAGCAGUUGGUUUAUAGUAGGCAUCCAAUAAAUGGUUAUCACUGAAGUGAUGUUUCUAGCCAGAUCGUUUACAAGAUCUGAGUCUUCCUCCAGGCUAGCUUUUUUUUUUUUUUUUUUUUUUUUGAAUACAGGGUAUCACUGUGCAGCAGCCCUGUCUGGCCUGUAUUUCCUAGUAUACACUAGACUGUCUUGGAACUCACAUUCACUUCCUUGCCUACCUAGCAUCGGCCUUAAGUGUUAACUUCUUUCUUGAUGUUCUAGUCCUCCCCCGCUCCCAAUUUUGAUGUAUACCCUUGGUAUUAUUCACUGGUGAUAGAGAAAUGCUGCCUGGUGAUCAGGGCCUUCAGCGUGCUAGACAAACACUUGGAUGGAGCUAUUUUCUCAGGCCUACUCAUUAAUGCAGUAGCCACCGUCUCAAAGCAACGGUUUUUCCCCUUGCUCCAAGCACCUGCAAUUUCUCGGUACUUCAGGUCCUGUGUGUGUGGUGCUGGGAGAUGCAGCCAGGCCCUCCAGAAUCCUAGAUAAGCCAGGCAGCUCAGCUGCUCUGCCACUGUGCUUCGCCUCAGAUACCCUGUAAGACCUGGAGUCUCACUGCUCAGGAGCUCAGGAUCACGGCCUUCCCAGGAACUCUCACAGACCACAGCUCGAUGUAAAAGCAAGAGGUUUAUUUCAAUUGUAAUAGGGCCACCCCUCCAAAGACAGGAGACGACUCCAAACAUGCAAAGCACAGGGUUUUUAUACCUGAAAAUCAGAUCACUUUUGCUCUAUACAUUGAUUGGUUACAGCUGGUUGUUUCUCCGAACAGUUCACCCUGCCCUUCAAGAACUAUCUGCACCUGGCUUCAAUUCAAAGAAUCAUAGUUGUUUUUCUCAUUCCCGGGGGGUCCCUCAACCCCAGGUUUAUUGGCUCAAAUUUUCUCUUUGUUUGGCAAUUACUGUUUUGCUUUGUGGUGGUGGUGGUUUGGGGUUUCUUGUUUUUUGUUGUUUUUUUUUUGUUUGUUAUUGUUGUUUUAGUGUUUUGAAAUAGAGUUUCUCUCCAUUGUUCUGAUUGUCCUGGAACUCCAUCUGUAGAUCAGGCUAGCUUAAGAACUAAGAGAUCCACCUGUUUCUACCUCCAAAGUGUUGGGAUUAAAGGCAUGUGCCCUGCUGCCUGGCUGCAAUUAUUAUCUUGCAUGUAUAAGCAUUUGCCUACAUUUUGUCUGUGUGAUUGCCUGGUUCCCUCCAGGGCCAGAACAGGAGUUGAAUUCCCUGGAACUGGAGCUACAAACAGUUGUGGGCUGUCCUGUGGGUGCUGCAAAUCAAAUCCAAGCAGACAGUGAACAGCUAAGAUCUCUAU